This is a messenger RNA of Grammomys surdaster, 1179 nucleotides long. RefSeq names its product zinc finger AN1-type containing 4 (gene Zfand4). Bases 82 to 1122 code for a protein of 346 amino acids. The transcript is spliced from 9 exons. The record is from RefSeq and is a predicted model, not a curated record. Lineage: Eukaryota; Metazoa; Chordata; Mammalia; Rodentia; Muridae. Gene Ontology annotation, molecular function: zinc ion binding; protein binding.
CAAGAGAGCGAGCGGGCGGACGCGACCACCGGAGGGCGAGCGGGUACAAAACUCAAACAUGAACAACGAUACAUAUUACCAAUGUUCAAAGCUGAUUUGGGUAGAAUUGGAAUACAGUUGCAUACAACAUAUUCCAGAAGAAUUAGAAAAGUCAAAGUAAUGGAUAACAGAAAAGAGCCUCCAUUCUUCAAUGAAGAUAACGUGGGACCAUUUUAUUUCAAACUUCCUUUCUAUGACACCAUGGAACUCUUCAUCGAAACCUUGACUGGAACAUGUUUUGAACUAAGAGUUUCACCCUUUGAAGCUAUUAUCUCUGUGAAAGGAAAAAUUCAAAGAUUGGAAGGUAUUCCCAUCUGUCAGCAGCACUUAAUUUGGAAUAACAUGGAGCUUGAAGAUGAUUAUUGCUUGAAUGAUUACAACAUUUCAGAAGGUUGUACCUUGAAGCUGGUUUUGGCUAUGCGUGGAGGACCAAUAAGUACUAGAAAAGUUCCUGUGGAAGACCCACUCAGGGAGCUUGCUGAGUACAUGGAUUCCAGUCGCGAUGAGGCCUGGGAAAGGACCUCUUGCAACAAACAAGUUACAUUUUUGGUAUACCGGGAAGGAGAUCAACUGAAUUUCUUUCGUGUAGUAGAUAGGGGAGACGGCACUUUAACACCACUAUCUGAAUCUUUAAGAAUUAGGGCUGGUCUGUGUGAAGUGACUUUAAAUGAAGAGGAACAUUUUGCCAAGCAGACAAAGGAAGGAAAGUUACUACAGGCAUCCUGUAGAGAUUUUACCCAUUGUGUUAGUUCUAGCCGUCAGCUUCAGACAGCUGACUAUCAAGCUUGCAUUUGGAACAUUAAUUUAUCACCCUUUGGAUUUCUGUUGGGAGAAAACAUCCAUCACCUUCCACCUGUGAAAGCCCCUCUUCAAACAAAGAAGAAAAUAACGAAACAUUGUUUUCUUUGUGGAAAGAAAACAGGACUGGCCACUAGCUUUGAAUGCAGAUGUGGAAACAACUUCUGUGCAUCUCAUCGCUAUGCAGAAGCUCACGGCUGCACUUACGACUACAAAAGUGCAGGGAGGAGGUACUUGCAGGAGGCAAACCCUGUGGUCAACGCACCAAAACUUCCCAAAAUCUAAUUCUUCUCUGUGCUUUACUGCUUUGCCUGAGGAAUCGAUUAUAUUGACAGAGAACUA